Cucumis melo (muskmelon) is the source of this 2310-nucleotide messenger RNA. RefSeq names its product heat stress transcription factor A-6b-like. Gene Ontology annotation, biological process: regulation of transcription by RNA polymerase II. Gene Ontology annotation, molecular function: DNA-binding transcription factor activity; RNA polymerase II cis-regulatory region sequence-specific DNA binding. The coding region runs from base 335 to 1486 and encodes 383 amino acids. NCBI's taxonomy places the organism in Eukaryota, Viridiplantae, Streptophyta, Magnoliopsida, Cucurbitales, Cucurbitaceae. The record is from RefSeq and is a predicted model, not a curated record. Gene Ontology annotation, cellular component: nucleus. The transcript is spliced from 4 exons.
UUCGUGUUCACCAAUUCAUAAGACUGCGAGCCGCAACCCCACUCCCCACCUUCUCCUUUCCCAUAUCAUCCCUCCAUUCUUUGUUGAACCUUCCAGAACCUUCAUUCCCCUCUCUCUCUCUUCUUUCUCUCUCUCCUCCAACUUGCCCAAGAAACUUCUCUCCAUUUUUUUAUGCUUCAAGGUCUAGAACUUUCCAACUAUCUCCAUCCCCAUUUGGUAUUUAAGCAAUUGGAUUUCAUUUUUAUUGCUUUCCCAAUGAAAUAUCAGUAUCCACCCCCCCCCCCCUCUCUCUCUCUUUUUUAUUCUCUCUCUUCUUGUUUGUUGAUUGAAGUGAAUGAAAUUUUUUCGGGGCGAACUUGAUUUCUACUCGAUUGUUGCAGAGAUGAAUCCUCUGUUUCCAAUCAAGGAAGAGUUUACGGGAUCCAGUUCGUCGGAUGUCGACGGAGAACGAUCGGCUGUUUUGACUCCUCCGGUGCCGAUGGAGGGUCUUCACGACGCUGGUCCACCGCCGUUUUUAACUAAAACCUUUGAAAUCGUUGAUGAUUUUAAUACUGAUCAUGUAAUUUCUUGGAGCUUUAGUGGAACUAGUUUCAUCGUUUGGGAUCCCCAUUGUUUCUCCACUCAAUUGCUUCCGAGAUUCUUUAAACAUAAUAACUUUUCUAGCUUCGUUCGUCAACUUAAUACUUACGGAUUUAGAAAGAUAGACCCAGAUAGAUGGGAGUUCGCAAAUGAGGGGUUUAUCAGGGGCCAAAAGCAUCUUCUUAAAAACAUAAAGAGAAGAAGAACAACAAGUUAUCAUCAUCAUCAAACUCUUCAAUCACAAGGAGCUAGUGGAGCUUGUGUAGAAGUUGGUCAAUUUGGAGUUGAUGCUGAAAUGGAUCGUUUGAAACGUGACAAACAAGUGCUGAUGAUGGAGUUGGUGAAGCUAAGGCAAGAGCAACAGAACACAAGAGCUUAUCUUCAAGCAAUGGAGCAGAGGCUUAGAGGAACUGAAAUUAAGCAAAAACAAAUGAUGAAUUUCUUAGCAAGAGCUAUGAAAAACCCAUCAUUUAUUCAGCAGUUAGUUCAACAGAAGGAGAAGAGAAAAGAGCUUGAAGAAGCCAUAACUAAGAAAAGGAGAAGACCCAUUGAACAAGCUGGCCAACGUAACUGUGGUGGUGGUAGUGGAAGAUUCUUAGGUGAAGGUUCAAACACUAUUAAGAUUGAACCAUUAGAAAGUGAUGAAUAUGGGUUUGGAAUAACAGAGCUAGAAGCACUUGCUUUGGAGAUGCAAGGGCUUGGCAAAACAAGAUAUGAAGAUGGGGAGGAAGAAGAAGAUGAAGAAGAUGAUGACGAUCUUCUUCCACCAGAAGAUGAAGAUAAAGUACUUGAUGAAGGGUUUUGGGAAGAAUUGUUCAGUGAAAGGUUGGAAGAAGCUAGAAAUGAAGACGAAAAUGUGAAUGUUUUGGCUGAUAGGUUGGGCUAUUUGGGCUCAAGCCCAUCAUAGAAACUCACAAUGUGCUUCAUGGGUAGAGUUAAAAUGAGUCCCUUUAAUGAGUCCCUUUUUGAACUCAAAGUUCAAAAAACCAGCUCUCUCACUUGGGCCUUUUGGGGGGUUUUGAUCUAAACUAAACCAAAACCCCAUUUAUAACCUUUCUUUUGGUUUACAUAUGGCAGGACAAAGAAGAAGAAAAAAAGAUCAGUGCUAUCAACAGGGACAUAUAAUUAAACAAAACAUCCUUACCUCUUCUCUGUUUUUGGCUUAAUCUUUCUUUCUAACCCUAAAAUAAAAUGUUGUUGAUGAAUUUCCCUUUUACCCCUUCAGCGACCACUUCCUCAUAUUCUCUUCUACUGUGGCUUUUAUUAGGUUUGCAGGAGUAUCUAAUCUGGUUGGGACUCAGUUCUGUGUUAAUCCUGUUAGUGAGGGCCUCAAGAUUUUGAUCACUCACUCCAAAGCUCUCAAUCAAAUUGGAAAAGAUCUGUUGCCGAAUCGCUUGAAGAAUCGAAUUACAAGCUGUGUUUCGUGCAUUUGGUUCAUCAUGAUCUCCUACAAGCUUAUUCCAACCAACAAAGGAAUCCAUCAAGACAAAUGCUUUGACUUGGUGGCAUCUGUGUUGUGAUCACAGAUUGAGUUACUUUUUGUUGGAUCUGCAAUCAAAUCUUGGAAUAUGGAUCUGUGAUGAUACUUAAUCCGUCAAUAGUGACAUGAUGAUGUGACGAUGAUUGACGAUGAUUAACUAAUGAAUAAUGUCAUCUAACUUUGCCCGACAUGGUAAAGAAAAGUCGGCAGAAUCAUGGUUUGACAAAAUGGAACAAACGAGAUUUAUUGCA